AUGGCGGUCUGCGCGCUUGUGUCCGCUCGAGUCCGAGAUCAGGCGAUUUUCAAUCCUUCUUGGGACAUUCAAGAAUUGUCGGAAACGCCAUCGGAAGCGUUUUAUGACGCUGCAGUCCGUUGCUGGGCCGACUAUGAAAACUCCAGCCAAGCCCACACCUUGAAUGCAUUGCGGUCCUGUGCUGUGCUUGCCCUCACAGCCAUUCAGUAUGGCAAAAUUCGCGAGAUGCAACUCUAUCUUGGGAAAUACCACACUUUCGUAGCUAUGGAUGGACUGCAUGACGAAUUGAACUGGCCCAAAAAUAUCGGCAUUGUCGAGACUGAAGAGAGAAGGCGGCUGUUCUGGUCCAUGUAUACCUUGGAAGUCUAUUCGUCCAUCAUCUGGAACGGUAUCACACGGUGUCGGGAACAGCAAGUCAACGUUGCAUACACCACGGAGCUAGAUGAUGAGCUUUUCAAUGACAUGGGAUACACUCAACCAGCGUCCUCUCCCGUUGACAUCGGACCAAGCCCGGGUGGCAGAUGGGGUGAGGUGAAGAGCAGCAGUUGGCUUAGUGGCUGGAACUUCACCACCGAUCUUUAUCGGGUCCUUGAGCACGUCAUCACCAACUUUCGUGACCGAAGGCGAGGUAGGAGGACAUUCCUCAGCGAUAUGUUUGGCGACAAGACUGCCAUUUCCCCCUCUUUCGUCCGUGACUCCCUGAUGGCACUAUAUGGCAACCUUCCCGGCUGCUUCAAAGAAUUUCCAGAGAUUACAUGUGAUCCUUCAAGCGAUCGGUAUGGAUUCCAGGCCGCCAAUAUCACUGCAACUGUCCAGCUGCUUCGAAUGAUGUUGUUCGCUUCAGGUGGUGGUAACAUUGAAGAACGUUGCAAGAUCGCGAGCGAGGUGGUUGAUGCCUUCACACGCAUUCCAGUUGCCUAUCUGCGAGCAAUUAGUUCGCCCCUCCUCCAUCAUCUUGCUGGUAUCGGCGCAAUUCUGGGCAGCGUUCUCGAGGAGCCUCUAAGCGAUAUUGCCUAUCAGCAAGUGCGAGUCGUCUUGCUGUCACUUGCGCAGCUGCUGGAGAAUCUCGAUCAUGGCCUUCAUUCGGCAAUCAACGCAGAGCGACUGCGGAACCUGGUGGCGCAGAUCGAUAGCUACUGGAAUCAGCUGCGCAUCUGCCCUGAGGGUGAGACGAGUGCUUCAAUGAAUUCGCCCAAUCGGAAAUACCACAGUCCGCGGCAUCCCGGCGCACGGAGAACCAUCCCUUCCCAGUUGGCCACCAGUCUGUUCGAAGACUGGCCAUGGAACUUGGACCUUGUGCAAGUAGCAGAGAGCUGGUCGCCCACAAGCCUGAUCCUAGAUGUGUGA
Molecule: messenger RNA, 1347 nt
Organism: Exophiala aquamarina CBS 119918
Lineage: Eukaryota; Fungi; Ascomycota; Eurotiomycetes; Chaetothyriales; Herpotrichiellaceae
Exons: 3
Coding region: 1-1347 (448 amino acids)
Biological process (GO): DNA-templated transcription
Molecular function (GO): DNA binding; zinc ion binding
Source: RefSeq, a predicted model, not a curated record